AUGGACCAAAUUUUUGCGAUUCGGCAGGUUCUGCAGAAAUGUCACGAAUACAACGUGUCCACACAUCAUUUGUUCAACAAUUUCAAAUCCGCAUACGACACAAUCGAUCGAGAUCAGCUAUGGCAGAGUAUGCACGAGAACGAAUUUCAGGAUAAACGGACGCAAUUGGUUAAGGCGACAAUGGAUCGAGUGAUGUGCGUUGUUCGAGUAUCGGGGACACUCUCGAGUCCCUUAGAAUCUCGAAAGGGGUUACAGCAAAGUGAUGGAAUUUCAAAAUACAUGAGAGGACGAGGUUCGAGGGAAGACAAUGUUAGCCUCCUACCCCGAGUUCAGAUUGUCAGUGACAAAAUCGAGUUGGUCGGCAAGUUCAUGUUUUUGGGCUCACUGGUGACUGCCGAAAAUGAUACCAGCAGAGAAAUACAAAGACGCAUUAUGGCAGGAUAUCGUGGCUACUUUGGACUCCGGAGGACGCUCCGGUCGAAUAAAAUUCGCCACUGCACGAAGUUGACUAUCUGCUCGACGCUGAUUAGACCAGUGGUCCUCUACGGCCACGAGGUCUGGACUAUGCUCGUGGAGGACCAACGCGCCCUUUGUGUUUUAGAACGGAAGGUGUUACGUACCAUCUACGGUGGAGUGCAGAUGGAAGACGGAUGA
Molecule: messenger RNA, 654 nt
Organism: Ochlerotatus camptorhynchus
Lineage: Eukaryota; Metazoa; Arthropoda; Insecta; Diptera; Culicidae
Exons: 1
Coding region: 1-654 (217 amino acids)
Source: RefSeq, a predicted model, not a curated record